CGUGUUAAAACUAAAUCUUUACCAUUAAGAUGAGCGUUAUAGUUUUAGCGGGAUUUUUUGCGGUACUUUUCGCAUUUUGUUUGCAGACCUUAGAGUCAGCGUCUUACUGCUAUUAUAGAUACGCUUACAGUAGAUACUACUGCUACUAUUACUAUUACUACGACAUAAGUGAUGAUGAGAGUUCUCUGGGCGGCCUGAUCGCUGGGCUAAUCGUGCUUGCUAUAGUGGUAGGCGUGGUCGUCUGCCUUAUAAAAGCUAAGCACAACAGGUCACGUGUAGUGGCUCUGAGUGGUAACACUGGUACUUCGGUCCACGUCUCCAACGUCAACACCGUGCACCACGCUCCACCACCGCCACAGUACGGACACAUGGCGCCGCAACCAGGAUAUGGUCAGCCUCACCCGGGCUUUAUGCAGGCGCCUAACCAGCCCAUGUAUGGGGGUGGAAACCCAGCCUAUCCCCCGGGACACCAUUACUGAGACCGUUAUAAGGGACUAAUCUGUAGCUCAAGAAGUAAAAAGGGCGAAACGUAUACGUUUAAUUUGGAAAAUUUACUUUUCUACAUGUAUUCUGUUUUUCAUCACAUUGUUUCAUCCUGUAAUCUGUUUUCCGUAAUUUUCCAUGAAAAUUACAUAAUUUCCUUAAUUUUCCAUGAAAAUGUUUGUUGCUUGUUGUGGAAAAAAUAAAAUGUUGACAUUUUUUUUUUCAAUUGUCAUACUAAGAACUGG
Messenger RNA from Saccostrea cuccullata (small rock oyster), 728 nucleotides. Its product is annotated as protein shisa-4-like. Bases 30 to 479 code for a protein of 149 amino acids. The record is from RefSeq and is a predicted model, not a curated record. Lineage: Eukaryota; Metazoa; Mollusca; Bivalvia; Ostreida; Ostreidae. The transcript has 4 exons.